AUGGCCGAAAUCUUUGGCGUUGCCGCUGGUGCUUUGAGUACUGCAGGACUCUUCAAUAACUGUGUUGAUUGUUUCAACUAUAUCCAAAUUGCUCGACAAUUUCGCCAAGACUUUUCCCGAUACCGACUCCGGCUUGAUGUUGCCAAAUGCCGACUGGCGAGAUGGGGAGCAGCCAUUGAUAUCAAUAACGACCCACGAUUCUCUCACAGCGAGUCGACGGAUCGAACAGUAGCCAUAGCCCAGAGUAUCCUCCAAGAGAUAGUGGCUCGGUUCGAGACAGUACAGAAGAUUUCCAGUCGUUAUGCAAGGGACAUUGAACAAUCAAGCAUGGAGGUUUAUACAGAAGCAGACCUUGGUCCAGUGCCACGGCGCUUACACAAUAACUUUCGGGCGCUCACCAUUAAACGAUAUACUAGUGUUGGCUUAUUGAAAAAGACAAGCUGGGCACUUUAUCAUAAGAAGCGUAUGGAGAGCUUAAUCGACGACAUCAUUGCAUCAAUUGAAGACUUGGAAACGACUCUACCUGCUUCUCCCGGGGCUGUAAGCCGACUAGUCGAGAUAGAAAUUGAGGAAGUCAAUGACGAGCAGGAACUUCGAAUGGUCCAAGACGUCGCUGAAGGCUUGGAUCCUAUCUUAUAUGAUCUCUCAAAGGAGAAACUCCAAGAAAUUACUGGUAAGAACUCAGCUGGGCGCAUUUCUGGGUCAGGAGCUGUCAAUAUUGGCAACACUUUUGUGAAAGAAUCGUUCCUACAAUCGAAGGGGUUCAAAGACCACACGACCAACUAUGUCAAUGAAGUAGACACCGCAGAGACAGGAAGGGUUAAUAUUGGUAAUACUUAUGGUGGAAAAGGAUUUUGGGACUAA
Molecule: messenger RNA, 864 nt
Organism: Fusarium odoratissimum NRRL 54006
Lineage: Eukaryota; Fungi; Ascomycota; Sordariomycetes; Hypocreales; Nectriaceae
Exons: 1
Coding region: 1-864 (287 amino acids)
Source: RefSeq, a predicted model, not a curated record